UUGUCAAAUGCCAAAUGGUUUUUCCGUUUGAAAUGUGACAAUCUGUAAGCGAUAUAUGGAAACAAAUUACAAAUAUUAAACAAUCACAUUUGGAUAAUAUUGAAAAGAAAUAAUUUAAAGUGUAGUAAACUGAGUUAUAUAUAUUGCUGUUGGGCAUAAAUUCUGGCACUCAAUUAAUAGACAAGAAAGGCGGUUCAAUAUUGUACCAUUUUUUUAAAAUGACCACGAAUUCAAUCAGUUCCGAAAACGAGAAAGUUGAUUACAAAAACGAGGGUGAAGUAGAAACGCUGGAUUUUCCUAAGCAUCCGUUGCACAGCUGUUGGACUUUAUGGUACUUUGAAAAUGAUAAAACCAUAAGGUGGGAGUUAAAUCAACGUGAAAUAGCUUCAUUUCAAACGGUAGAAGAUUUCUGGAGCUUAUACAAUCAUAUAAAACCAGCCAGCGAAUUGAAACAAGGCACAGAUUAUUCACUUUUUAAAAAAGGGAUUACCCCUAUGUGGGAAGAUGAGGCUAAUCAAAAAGGGGGCCGAUGGUUGAUCAGCUUGGAUCGACGGCAGAGAGCCAAUGAACUGGACAAAUAUUGGUUGGAUGUCAUACUUUGUUUGAUUGGUGAAGCAUUUGACAAUUCCGAUGAAAUUUGUGGUGCAGUUGUGAAUAUUAGAUACAAAACAGAUAAAAUAGGAAUUUGGACCGCCGAUGCGGCUAAUAGCACCGCAGUCCUUGAAAUAGGAAGAAAAUUGAAAGAAAGGUUGCACAUAACAUUGCAUACAAUUUUUUAUGAAGCUCAUAAAGAUACAAAAGAUAAGACGGGUUCAAAUUCAAAAAUUUCUUAUUCCUGUUGAUGUUGUACAUGUCAUUAUAUUUAUUAUUUUACUGCGGUAGUUAAAAUUAAUUGAUACUCAAUAGUGUAGGACUCAUAUUGCACAUAUUUUUAUGUGUAACUUAAAUUGUUUUAUGGUCCAGGUCACUAGGUUUAAAUAUCUUUCAUAUCUAGACAAUGUCUUAAAUUUAAUUUGCGAUAUUACAUUUUCAGCAUUUAAAACGCUUUUUAUAAUAUUUGUAAAUUGGUUGUCAUUUUUCAUACCAUUAAAGGCAAAUUAAAUGA
Messenger RNA from Cylas formicarius (sweet potato weevil), 1105 nucleotides. RefSeq names its product eukaryotic translation initiation factor 4E1-like. The coding region runs from base 219 to 842 and encodes 207 amino acids. Gene Ontology annotation, biological process: translational initiation. Lineage: Eukaryota; Metazoa; Arthropoda; Insecta; Coleoptera; Brentidae. The transcript has a single exon. Gene Ontology annotation, molecular function: RNA 7-methylguanosine cap binding; translation initiation factor activity. The record is from RefSeq and is a predicted model, not a curated record. Gene Ontology annotation, cellular component: eukaryotic translation initiation factor 4F complex; cytoplasm.